AUUUCAUCUUGUGUCGAUUCUGACAUUAUCCGUCAUCAUUCACAUCAUUGAGGAGUUUUGGUGGGAUGCGACAAGUUGCUUGCUUCGCGCUCAGUGUGGGAGAAAUAGAUAGAGGAGCAGACAGGCAGGCAGGCGAGCGCUCGUCCAACCGGAGGGGAGGGGGGGGGAGACGCAUUCUCCCCGAGUACACACAAGCAGCGGCCACAUCCACUGUAGACAAAUCCGUGUUCAGUGACGUGUUUUGUAUUAGCCUUUUUUAUGCAUGUUCAACCCUUUUCCACCACUGGCUGACUUAAAUUUAAUCAGGAAUUGGGAAUCCAGUCCCUCACGAGCUUCUUAUUUUCACCAACUCUAAUCAUCCCCUUUCUAUUUAUUUAUUUAUUUUGCCUCGAUAGACCCGUUAUUCAGCCCAUCCACCGUCCACCCCCUAUCUUCUUUUUUUCCCUCCAUCUCCAUCUCUCUGGGAGUGCGACGCGCUGCGAAUCUCUGAAAUAAAAAAAACCCUGCAGCAGCAGAGCAGUGACCAUGGUGCAAGUUUUCUGCUAACAGAGGACGGACGGAGAGCGGGACAACCGUCCAAGCUACAACCUCCACCAGCAACAGCUUUCCAGUGAGAAAGAAAGGAAAAAAGAGAGAGCAAGAGAAAGAGGCAAAAGAGAGAGAACAAGUGCAAGAAGGAGAGAGGGGAGCGGGUGAAAACAGUCGAUGGAUGCUGUCCGGAUUGAGGGGACAGCACGUUCUUCACUGACGAGGAAAAGAAAGAUUUCAAAAUUGAGUCGAAGGAUAGAAACUCGCCGUCAGGCAUGGUGUGUGAGAAGGGGAUCCAGAUCCUUCUCACCACCGUGGGGGCAUUCGCUGCCUUCGGCCUGAUGACGGUGGCGAUAGGGACGGACUACUGGCUGUAUUCCCGUGCCAUGAUCUGCAACAGUACAGCCAACCAUUCCCAGGAUGACCCCCAUAACAAGGACAAGAAGGAUCCUGGGGCGCUCACCCACUCUGGACUGUGGAGGAUAUGCUGCCUGGAAGGAGUAAAGAGAGGAGUGUGUUCUCAGAUCAACCACUUCCCAGAAGAUGCAGACUUUGACCAUGAUGGGGCAGAGUACGUUCUACGGGUAGUCAGGGCUUCCAACAUCUUCCCGAUCCUCAGUGCCAUCCUGCUGUUGAUGGGAGGGCUUUGUAUCGCUGCUAGCCGUUUCUAUAAGAGCAAAAGAAACAUCAUCCUAGGGGCAGGAAUUCUCUUUGUGGCUGCAGGUCUGAGUAACAUAAUCGGUGUGAUUGUGUACAUCUCGGCCGCACUGGGGGACAUCUCCCCUAAGAAGGACGAGGAUAAGAAGUGGCAGUACUCCUACGGUUGGUCCUUUUACUUUGGAGGUCUUUCCUUCAUCAUGGCCGAGAUGGUGGGGGUGCUGGCUGUUAACAUCUACAUCGAGAAGAACAAGGAGCUGCGCUGCCGCUCACGCACCGACAUUUUCAAGAGCACCACGCACGCAAUGCUCCGCUUGCCCAGCUACCGCUUCCGCCGCCGCUCCCGCUCUUCGUCUCGCUCCACCGACCCCUCCCGCUCCCGAGACCCCUCACCUGUAGGGGGAGGUGGGGGCAAGAACUUCGGCCUGCCCCCCUCUGCGCUGCUUUCCCAGGGCCCAAUUUCAGUAUCCACCUUACCAAACCCCCACUCUCGCUCCCACACGGCCCUGGCUGGAGGCGACAUCUCUCUCUACACAUUGUCCCGUGACCCCAAACUGGGGGGUUUGCCGCCCAUGUAUGGAACGGUGGACAGGGCCACGCUCUACCAGCUCCACAACUGCUUCCCAAAGGAUGUAGGUGGAGGGGGGGUGAUGAUGAGUGGUACACUUCCAUCACUUAAGUCCCACAACCCUUCCAAUUCUUCCAACUCCAACGCGCCGAUGCCCAACUCGGUGGGCUCCGGCCCUCCACCCUUCACCUCGUCCACAGUAGACAGGGAGCGAGGGAUGGGGACUCUGGACAGGCUGAAGGGGGACAGGGAGAGCAACUCUAACACCCUCAAUAGGAAGACAACACCUGUGUAGAGAGAGGGUGAAAGAGGGCGAGAAGGAAGGGAGAGAAGGAAGAUGGGUAGUAAUGAAAGAGGGAAAUUAGAGAGGAGCGCUGUGUUUGUGUGGCUCAAUAGGAAAUAGAUAGAAAGACAGACAGACAGGUGAAAUACUAAAUCUCUCCCUCCAUGUUCACGGUUAUUUAGUCUGCUCAAUCUCACUGAGAACAAAAGGAAGAUGAGUAAUAACAGAGUGAUAAUAACAACAACAAUGAACUUUCACAAUAAAACUAUUUUGAUAUUUUAACGUGCUAGAAAUGAUUUAUUUUGUUAAUGAUCAAACACAAUUAACCUUGGGCUAUUAUGAAAAUGUUUCACAUAUUUUUUUGUGCAAUAUUACCGCUAAUUAACCAGAUCAUCGUUAAUGUAAAAUUGUUGUUGUGAUUAUUCUUAGCGUUAUUACAGGCUAGCCGUAUUUGCAAACACUAUAGUUUGGAAUGAAAAUUUUAAUUUUCAUGUUACUUUCACUCUAAUUUUAGAUCUCUAUGACUUUUACUGUGAAUUUCUUCCAUACAGAGCCACUGGGACUCUCAGUGAGCUGUGUGUAACUGUGUCAAAGUGUCAAGCAUGAGUGUGCACAAUAUGUGGGAGAAUGAGGGCCUGUUUUUUUUUAACCCCCAUAUUAUAUAAUUUUCAUUUAUAACAUGAAGUCAGAUUUGACUACUUGUAAAUUGUCUUCCAAUAUUGAUACUGACAGAAAUGCAACAAUAAUGUGAGUGACUGAGACAACUGACCAACUUCCUUGUUAUUAUAAGUCUGAGUUUUCUAUGGGCCUCUGUUAGUCUUAUUUCCAUUCUAAUCAGUGUUAACAGUAGUACUUGUAGCUAUAGUCGUGUUGAAGAUGUUUGUUCUUGGGCAUUAACAGAAACCUCUGACUGGAGGAAGCAGAAAAAAAGAGAAAUAGAAUAAUACAUUUGUACAGAUUCAGGUAAAGGUUACUGCCUGAGCAGAAAAACAAAAAAACCUAAUCAUUUUUUUCUAUGAAGAGUCCCAAAGUGAGACAUGCAACUCAUCAUUUUCAGUGGCAAAAAAAAGACAAUAUGUAUAUGUGGGUUGGAAGGGUUUAAAAAAAAAAAAAAACACUAUAGAGAAAAAACUUUUGAAAAGAUACAUGUACAUUGUAAUUUACGCAUACAUAUAUUUGUAAAGUCUAUAGAUACAUUUUUCGGGACCACUGUUUUAACUGGGUAUGCAUUUUUGGGCUGUUUUGUUCCCGGUGCCCUCCCUGGACUCUUGUUGGGUGGUUUCAUCCACCAACCCUGCGCUGCCAUACUUGCUCCCCCUGCCCGCCCAUAUUUGGUCACAUGAUCAGUGUUCCUUAACUUUAUCACAUGACCAACAGCAGAUUCACCACAGAGGCCCCCCCCCCCCCAAACCUCUACAUGAUUCUUUUCACUGUGCUUUCCCUGUGAGCGCUGACUCCUGACCUGAUCUGUUUAUGUCAAGAAUGUAAACACAUGUAAACACCCUCCCACCCGCCCCCCUCUUCUAAACUGUCCCGACUGACUGCAGAUCCAGGUUGAAACCAUGGACACACCGCUACAUGAUAUAAUGAAGAAACAAAACAAACCAGAGGCUUCCAGAUUCUAUACAUUUUCAUUUCUUUGAUUUCAUUUCAGAAAAAGAAUAAUGUGAUACAAACUGCACACAGAUAGCAUUUAUGUGGGCAAUAUGAAUAGUAUGUAGUUGAGAAUAGAUAUAUCUAGACAAAUGAUUAUGGUUUAUCUAAAUGUGUGAUAAACUUAAACACUGUAUUGCACGAAGUUUAUAAAAAAAACAAUAACAGACAUA
Molecule: messenger RNA, 3862 nt
Organism: Anarrhichthys ocellatus (wolf-eel)
Lineage: Eukaryota; Metazoa; Chordata; Actinopteri; Perciformes; Anarhichadidae
Gene: cacng8b
Product: calcium channel, voltage-dependent, gamma subunit 8b
Exons: 6
Coding region: 804-2048 (414 amino acids)
Biological process (GO): postsynaptic neurotransmitter receptor diffusion trapping; positive regulation of synaptic transmission, glutamatergic; neurotransmitter receptor internalization
Cellular component (GO): AMPA glutamate receptor complex; postsynaptic density membrane
Molecular function (GO): voltage-gated calcium channel activity; channel regulator activity
Source: RefSeq, a predicted model, not a curated record